AUGGGGGGCUCUCUGCCUAUGAGGUGCCUGCGGUCGGGAUCAAGAAGCGUAUUUGGGCGAUAUGUGCCGCAGAUCGAAGCUACGAGCGAUGCGGCAACCUUGGGAAUAAGAGGACUCCGAACAAGACGCCGAGUUGGCAGAACCACAACAAAUGCAGAGGAAGGGGUUGCGGAUAGCCCGAAGACACAAUCCGAUGUAGGGCCCGAAGUUGUGUCUUGGGACGAGAUAGCCGCGAAGAUUGAAGCCUUAGCAACCCAACGACUUCCGAAUUCACAGUCCAAAAAGACCAAACCUCCCAAGCCAGCAGGCAAUAAACAGAAGCCAUUAGCGUUAUCUCCAGCAGAAAAACCUUCCCCGAAACAGGCAGCAACAUCACAACCGCAACAGACAGGCCCUCCACCCAAAUCCCGCGACUACCUCAAGUUACCCUCGAAUUCUCUCUCCGAACACUGGGACACCCUUCCUCCCUCACAAGAACAGCUUGUGCAUGCCGAGAAAUUCUUCCGCCAGAGGCCCCCACGGCCAUUCGUCUGGUCAGCCCCAAAAUUCCACUCCAUGGCCUUCGGCUCCUCCCCCGAAGUCUGUUUCCUCGGGCGCUCCAACGUUGGGAAGUCAUCGCUCCUGAACGCACUCUUCGGUGGCAACAUCGCAAACGUGAGUUCGAAACCGGGCCGCACAAAGAUGAUGAACGCAUUCAAUGUGGGCGAUAGUACGGAUGCGUCCAAGAACCUUGUAGUGCUCGAUAUGCCAGGGUAUGGAAAAGGGGGACACGCCGACUGGGGGAAGGAGGUACUGAAGUAUCUAGGCAAGCGGAAGGAGCUCAAGCGCGCAUUCGUGCUUGUUGAUGCUGAAGUGGGACUGAAGAAAACGGAUGAGCAGCUCUUGGCGAUUUUUAGAACGGAGGAAAUUCCGCACCAGAUCGUGCUCAGCAAAGUUGACAAGCUACUAUUCCCGAAGAACCGGAAACCCAGUGAGGGAGCACUAGAGAGCAGAAUGCAGGUUCUAAAACGGGUGAUGGAGAUGACCAGACGCACCACCCAGCCAAACCCAGAGGAUAUGAGUGGUGCGCUGGGUGAAAUCAUUGGAUGCUGUUCAGAGAGGCCGUUUGGCCAAGUUUUGGGCAUUAAUGAGGUUAGACAUGCUAUGCUGCAGGCAGCUGGCUUGGAAAAAAAGAUGGAUAGGAAGCUAAUUGCCGAGACCGAAAUUGUGUCCCACGACGAUAUCUUUGGAAAAGAUCCUUGA
This is a messenger RNA of Pseudogymnoascus destructans, 1242 nucleotides long. RefSeq lists its product as uncharacterized. The record is from RefSeq and is a predicted model, not a curated record. Gene Ontology annotation, cellular component: mitochondrion. Bases 1 to 1242 code for a protein of 413 amino acids. Gene Ontology annotation, molecular function: GTP binding. Lineage: Eukaryota; Fungi; Ascomycota; Leotiomycetes; Thelebolales; Thelebolaceae. The transcript has a single exon.